Podarcis lilfordi (Lilford's wall lizard) is the source of this 36543-nucleotide messenger RNA. NCBI's taxonomy places the organism in Eukaryota, Metazoa, Chordata, Lepidosauria, Squamata, Lacertidae. The record is from the annotation of a GenBank genome assembly.
GAGGACGCGCGAGCGAGCAAGCGCGGUCUCGCCUUCGGAGUUGUUCGUUGGCCGCCCGUUCCCCCUCACACACCUCGGCCAGCGCCGCCGCCGCCGCCUCCUCGUCGUGGUAGCCGUCGGUCAUGAGGCCCGCCCGUCGUCGCUGGAGCGCGGCCCAGCUGCUGCCGCUGCGGUUCGUGUGGCGCGGCUGCCGCUGAGGCGUCUCCGCCCGGGCGGAGGGGGUUCCCUUCUUCGCCUCUCAGCCGCCGCCGAGGCCGCCAUGUUGGGCCGGGAGCCGCAGCGGGACCGCCGCUGAGCCCUCUGAGAAGGGGAGAGGGAGCCAGGAGGACACGACGAAGACGACGACGGGAAGGACGAGGAGGGAGAGGAGCGGCCGGCGCCGGCGCCAUGGCGGAGCAGACCUACUCCUGGUGAGGAGGCGCCGCUGCUGCUGCUAGGCCUCUCCGAGUGGGGGAGCAUCUCUCUGCCUGCCUAUGGAGGGGCUUCCAUGGAAUGCCCAUCACCGCCGCCUCGGCCUCUUCCCUCCCGCCAUGGGAGCGAGAGCUCUCGGCCUCAAAAGCAGGCUCCGGCCCUUGGCUGAAGGGAAGAAGAGAGAGCGGGGCAGGUCUUUCCCCCAUAGGAAUAGUUUUCUCCCCACACCCCCCUGAGCGAGGUGGCUCUAUAUUCUGCUACUACUACUGCUGUUAAAGGCACAGGAGAAAAGGCCCGUGGGGAAGUUGGCAUCCAGCAGCCGCUACCCCUCCUUUCUCUCCCCCCCCCCUUUUCCUGACCUACCCCGCUUUAAACCCACCAGCUGGACCCGAAGGAUGCCUCCUACAAUGGACGGUCAUUGCUGUGCAUGAGGCGAUAGGACGUAAACAAGCAGGAAAGAUCUGCCCAGGGGAAAGGCCGAGCUGCAGCAACCUGUUGAGAGGUUGGCAGCCUUGCGCACCCCCCACCCCCAAGUUUAUUUCGUCCAAACUUGACACUGUGUCAGAGAGAGCAGUGGGAUCUGUAGGCUCCUGGCAAAGCUGCCCUUGCUGGUUCCUGCAAGUGGCUUGGCAACCUCACUUGCCUUCUUUUUGGGCCGUGUGUGUUUUGGAAGUAUCAAAGCAUAUUAUGGGGGUGGGAUUCAUUCAUAGUUGUCUCCUAAUUCCCAAGUUCUUGAAAAGUAGCCAUGUAAUAAUGAUCUUUUGAUAACUUGAACAAUUUACAAAUUACUGUGAAGAGCCUCCUGAUUCAGAUGCAUGAAGUAAGUGGGCAGUGGUGCUUGGCUGGUGUGUAUUCAGUAUGUGUUUAUGCAUCUUGCAAAAUCUGAUUCUCAUACCAUGAAAAAAUUUACAAGUGUAUAUAUACACUAGUUUCACUCUUCCCCGCGGUGCUUGCUACAGAAGAUCCUGUUACAAUAAACUACUUGGGUUUUAAGGCGCCACAAAAUCCCAGGUGCACACCGUUGGGGUGGUGAUGUAUUUCACCACUUGCUAGGCUGAAUUAGAGACACCUGUCUGUAUGGUGCAAUCUAUUUUGCCAUCAACCAGUUGUUAUUUAGAAACCUGGUAGUGAAAGAGCACAAAUGUGUCUCUGAGAAGAUAAUUUCUUACAUUAAAAAUGUGGAAGUGUAGAAGCAUCUUUCUCAGGGUCCAGGUGCAGUGUACCUGGAUUAAAGGAAGAAGACAAAUACUAUAAGCUUACGUUGUCUUGAUGAUGUGGUUAUAAUUUGCUUGGUCAUGGGGACAACUCCAAUAUCAGCUUUUGGUGAAGGGUGGGUUGUGAAAUAGUCUAUAGUUUGUCACACACCUUGCAGAAGUGGUCAUGUUCUGAUGUCUCCCUGCUGUAAUAGAAGAGAUUGUGUUUGAAAAAAAGCAUUCCUAUUUCUUUGCAUAUUUACUGAAAAGUAAGUAUUACAGACUUAUUCUUGAGCAGCUAUGCAUAGUUGCAGCCUAACCCGAAGCAGAUUUGCUUGGGAUGUAAGUCCCAUAGGCUUGAAUGCAAGGUGGAUGGAUAACAUUGGAGCUAAUGUCACACAAAGUGCUUAAGAAAAAAACACCUGUUGUUGGCUAAAUAAGUGUUUUCUACUUAGUGCCUUCUAUUAUACAUUAUCUUUGUGAUCAUUGCAACAACCUACUAAGUCAUGUUAGGUUGAUAUGAGCACUGACUGAAAGUUCUCAACCUAUAUAGGAUGGAGUUGGUUUCUUAUCAGACAUUGUUAUUAUCCCAUAGUAGGAGAUUAAGUGAAUGACCUGAGUUGGGCUGUCUAGGGACUUCUGGCUGAAGUAAAAUUUGAACUAGGGUCUUGGUGGUUCAUAUUCUUAGUCCCUUUGCUAAACUAAAGGGCUAGCUAGACUUACUUUCAGUUUGUAACAGUUGCCAGCCAGAUGCCUCUGAAAUUGCACAAGAGGGUGUGAUGGGAGUACCAUCCUCUCUUCCUCCUAGCAUCUGGUACCCACAAGCACACUUCUUCUAAAUAUAGUGUUUCAUAAUAAAAUUGCAGGGAGAUAGGUUUUAAAGUGAUGUGAUCAUCCAAGAAAUGGUGUGUAAAUUCUGGAUGAUGGCUUCGAUGGGGAAGAUAAUGGUUCAAAUCAGUUUUUAACUAUGAACUUUAUUGGUUGGUCUUGAGCACAUGGCAGUGACCUGGUUCAGAUGUUACAGACAGCCGCCAAUCUAUGUUUGAUGGUUAGGCUUGUGUCUUGGACUUCUUCCUUCACUUUUCUUUGCUAUAACUAUAGUUCGCUGUAAUGUCCAAAUCAGGUAAACUGGGAUGGGGAACCUGUGGCCCUCCAGAAGUUGCUGGAUGCCAACUCUCAUCAGCUCCAGUCAACAUGGCCAAUGGCCAGGGAUGGUGACAGUUGUAGUUGACCAACAUCUAGAGGUCUAAAGGUGAGCCAACCUUGAGGUAAGCUAUGGUUACUGCAACCAAAGUUUGCUUCCAAAUCAGAUUUCUAACUAUAGUUUCUGUUUUGGUGUGGAAGCAAACCAAUAGCUGUAACAAACCAGGGAUAAUUGAUGGGGAGAUGUGAUAUUUCAUUGACAGUGUCUACCCUUGACUGAUGUAUAUUCUGAAUAGCUCUUAUGUGCAUCCUGGGAUUAAAUAAAAUGUAGAAGGAAGGAUAUGCGUGCACAGCUUUUUCAGUGUUACUGGGGGUGCUGAAGAAACAGGUUUCCUGAUGGUAUGGAAAAGCCAGUAAUGUGGGUUUUCUAGAUUCAGGCAGGUAGUCAUGUUGGUCUGAUGCAGUAGAAAUAAAAAAUAAAAAAUUGUCCAGUAGCACCUUAGAGACCAAGUAGGUUUGUUCUUGGUAUGAGCUUUUGUGUGCAUGCACACUUCUUCAGAUGCUUCUUCAGGUGUCUGAAGAAGUGUGCAUGCAAACGAAAGCUCAUACCAAGAAUAUACUUAGUGGGUUUUCUAGAAAUUUUUCUAGAAAGCCUUCAAGGCAAUUUUACACAGAGCUAAGUGGGCCUUGUUGAGCAUGUUUAGUUGACUUGCAUUUAUAUAUUUAUUUACAGCACUAUUACUGUACAUGCUGUUUUACAAAGAACAGGUAUGACAGGUCCCAAGCCCAAAGGGGCUUACAGUCUAAAAUAGACACAAGGAAACAACAAAGGAAGGGGGUUGGAAAUGGAAGGCACAGGAUUGCUUUAAUGACAUGUGCUAGUGGGGUGAUGAAAAGGUUUACCAGGAAGGUUGAGUUUUGAGGAGGAAUGGAAAAGAGGCAAAGCCAUAAACCAAAGUAAGAAAUAAGGUCAUGCUAAUUUGGCAUCCUUAAUAAACACAUGAAAAGCUUCUCUCACAAAUAGCCAAAAGUAGUUGAAUUGAAAUAUUAGGCUUCCCCUCCCUCAGUAAUGUUCACUUGUGCUGCAGUCCUAUAGGCAUGUGUGAUUUAAAUAUGAUAAUCAAACAAAUUCAGAGGCUUAUGUGAUUUUUUUUAUUGGAAUACUAAGAUGUAAUAGCUUAUACGUCCCUUACAUAGUUUAGAUUUUAAAUCAAAAAUUGAAGACACUGAAAACUGUUAGCGUACUAUGUUCCAGUCCAAAAACCGCAGGUCAGGUGUUGUUGUUUUUUUAAUUUGCAAGGAGCUUGUGCAUGAAGCACCCUUACUUUUGAGUGCAGUUUUUUAGCUAUGAAGGCACCCUUUGGCUGCUCUCUCAGCUUAAGGGAGACAUGGAGUAGGCAGAUUAAGGAGGUAUUUUGAUUUAAUGUUAGUUUUAACUUGUUUUAUUUUUCUUGUAUCUGUUUACUGUAUACGACUUAGAGACUGAAGUGUUAAGUGGUAUAUAAACUGGGGAAAUAAUAAUAUUAGAAAGCAUGAAUAGCUCUUCACAGAAAUAUAUAUGAUUUCUAGAGAAAAGCAUUAAUUAAAAUUGUAGUUUUAGAUCUAAAUAAUAUUGUAGGCAUUUCAGUUGCCCAGUCUGAUUUGUUAUAUUACUAACUGACUUCCUGAAAUAGACAUGGAUGUUGUUUUGCCAAAAAUAUAGCAAUGAAUUUUCUUCUAAAAAAGGAGCCCCCCCUUAAAUCACUGGUCCUUAUGCACAUACACCUAUUACACAUGCAGGAUCUAUUUAUAACCUGAAUGUAAGUAGUGGGUGGGAGCUGUUGCUAUGAUCCCACUUCCCUCCAUUCAAGUGUGCAUUCAUUAUCCUCAGCUUGUCAUCUGAAAAGGACUUACGGUUUGCAGUAGCCAUGAUUUGGAUGUCUCAGCAAAUUAAUACUGAGAGAGGUAACAGUGUUAAGUCUGUUGCAGCAAAAAAACAACAAAGACUCAUGUAGCUCCUCAAAAACUAUCAUAUAUAAUGGUAUAAGCUUUUGUGGACCAGAAUCCACUUUUAUCAGAUGGCAGUUAUCAUUUUCAUGAACUAGAGAGGAGGGAAUGCAUAAAUCUGAGGCCUAACCCUGCUGGGCAAACUGGUUUUUUCUUGAUAUCUAAAUCUCAGCCUAAAAUACUUUGUAGAAUUAUUAUGCUGAAAUUCUGCUUUGAGGCAGAUAAAAUCAGUGUUAAAAACUCAUAUAUUAUAAGAUAGGCAUCAAAUGGCUCCUUAAACCAAGGUUACAGUUGCUAAAACAGAAUGCCUAGUUGCCAUUUUUGGGUAAGACAGCUCUAAAGUUUAUUUUUUAAAUGAUGGACUGACUGUGAUUGAUUGUCAGUUAAGUACCUGAUAACAGCUAGAUUAAGAACUUGGAGAAUAUAAAGAAAACAGGCACUUGAUCCACGGACAGUCCAGUUAUAUAUUGGCCUAUUCCUACCUCUUUUUCUUAAUGGUGACAAAGACCAUCCAUAACGUAAGAAUAUUCUUCACAACUGAGAGUACAGCACUGGGGUGGGGUAAGUGAAAACAAGCUACAACAAGUAACUAUAAUGUUCAUUGCUCCUGCUCAGGCUGCAUAGGAAAAAAAACACAUUUUGGUUCCUGAAAUUCAUUCUGAUUGUGCAGAUAAAAAAUAACUGAUAGAAUUCUACGGGAUGUGGUAUUAGUGUUUGAAAACAGUCAAGAUACAAUGAUCUUCAGGCAUGCAUCUCCAGAUGGUGGAGAUGUCAGAUGUCAUCCUGGCGCCCAGGCGUCUUCACUUGGUCACAAGUGGCUGACAGCCAGGUGCAAAAUGUGCCUGGUUAGUUUCGAACACUGGAUAAAAUGUAACAGGAUGGCUAGAACUAGAAAAGAACGGAUGUUCCUGAUUUCAGGUUUCUCCAAAUACUUAAUUAUCUUUUGUUUCUCAUAUUUUUGUUUUUGCUCAGAAUGCUGAUUAGCAGUAUUUUACAGACCAGGGUUAGCCAGUAAGUUGUGACUUUGGAAGUGAAAACACUAAUUCCAGAGUAUCACAGCCUAAUAUAGCACUCCAGAUUUUCUUUUAAACUGUGGCAGCACACCUGACAUGUAUAGUUUUUCACAGAACAAAUAUAGUACUAGUUUCAGAGAAUUGCUUGUUGUUGAAAUUAUAAAGUGUCAAUAUGUAGAAAAGAGUUAAUCAUUAUGUUACUAUGUAAAAUCAUACUGACUUGCUUACAGAGUUAUUACAAUUAGAUCAUGCAUGUGAAGUGCUUUGACCACUUGAAAGUGCUAAACAAUUUUAAUAAUAAUAAUAAUAAUAAUAAUAAUAUUUUUUUAUUUAUACCCCGCCCUCCCCAGCCAAGGCCGGGCUCAGAGCGGCUUACAAGCAAUAAUAAAAACAAGAUGAAUGAUUACAACUUAAAAACAAAAAUAAAAUACAACAUUAAAAUAAUGGAACAUUAAAAUAUUAAAAUGUAGCCUCAUUGCAGGAGGAGAAGGAAAAGAAAAAAGAAAGAGAGAGAGGGAAUCAAAUUGGCUCCAAGCCAAAGGCCAGGUGGAACAACUCUGUCUUACAGGCCCUGCGGAAAGAAAUCAGAUCCUGCAGGGCCCUGGUCUCGUGAGGCAGAGCGUUCCACCUGGCCAGAGCCAGAGUUGAAAAGGCCCUGGCUCUGGUUGAAGCCAAUCUAACUUCCUUAGGGCCCGGGACCACUAGGGUGUUGUUAUUUAUGGACCUUGAGGCUCUCCGUGGGGCAUACCAGGAGAGGUGGUCCCGUAGGUACGAGGGUCCUAGGCCGUGAUGGGCUAAAAUACUAAAUCACUACAGUGCUCUGUGGAGCAGUAGUAGAGUUUUCCUUGCCUUUGAAAAUUUGACAAAUCUAAAGGUAUGUCUAAAGUAUGAUGACACCAUGUGCAGUUUAGUGGGGAAAGGGAGAAAUGUUAUUUAAGGGUUGGAGAAUUAAUAUUUAAAAGUUAAGAUGUGUAUAAGAGGGCUAAUAGUAAUCCUUAGUCUCACCCUACUUUUGCAGUUGAAGCUGAGCUCCUGCUUUAGGCCUCAAACAAAAGACCAAGAUAAUGUUCCCAACUGCAUUUUUUUUUUAAUGAUUUAUAAUAUUCUUAGCUAACUUUUGACAUCUGUCGUAUGAAGUAACUCACUAGAUCAAGGGCGGGAAACCUUUUUGGCCUUGUGGGCCAGAUUUUCAUCUAGUUCUCCUGCCACCUGUGGACCAAUAUUUGACAGUUGGGCUGGAACACACCUAUGAAUAAUCUGAUGUAAUAAUAUCAGGUUAUUGACAUGUUGGUUGCCCUGCCCACCUUCCAAAGUUGGCGCACCAUGGAGAUAGUAGCCAAACAGAAUUCAACUCAUCAUCAGCUGAUGGGCCAAGUGUUUCUGGAUAUCUUAAAACAUUUUCUCUUCAUUUUGAAUUUUUUAAAAUAAGGUUAAUGGGUGCUUCAGGUUCUGUUUUUAAUGUAAUAGACUAAACACUGGUUCUAAAUUUAUAAUCUCUUGAGGAUAAGCUCUUCAAUCGUCUAUGCACGGAGCAAAGGAAGAUAACGGUCAGCUUGGAUUUACAUUGUUUCUAAAUACUCAGUAGAUUACUAAAGCUUAAAUUCCUUUUGUAUUGAUGAGACAGUAGUCAAAAAUGCCAUGGAAAAAUCUGUAUUUGACUUUCACCUGUACAGUACUUGUCUUGUACUUGAUUGCCUCUCCUUUGUUCUGUGAUGCAGGGCUUGCUGGACCUCAAUUCCUGUAUGCAGGGCCAAAUGAAAUAAAACACACACACAUGCAGCAACCUAAUUUAAAAGUGGAAUACUUUGUUCUCUUGUUUUAUUUCUCCUCUUAACCUAUGAAACCCUGCAUUUUUUAAGAUACAGAUGUGUACAAUGAUAUGGAACAUAUACCAAUCCUUUAUUUUUCCAUGAAAAUUUUUCCAUUUCAUGAAUUCUUUAGUAAAAAUGAGUGGAUGCCAAUUGCAAAUACAAUAUUAGGUGAGCUUAUUAAAGUUUUCAGCUUUAUUUACAAGAUUAGAUCACUUUCUAGGGCAUCAGAAAAUUUUCUGAUACAAAUUACCUUAUGCUGGGAUUUCACAAAGAUGAAUAGUUCCUCCUUUGCUGCUGUUAACCCCUGUUCUUUCUAGUUAUUAGACCUAGUUCCAUUAGUUUGUAGUGGAAAUAAAUUACUUUCCUACCCUGUGCAUUGGAGCUUUUGUGGGUUGAGGCUUCUGUGUUACAGCCUAAGCAACAUUUUAAGAGAGGGGAAAGCUCAGUGAGACAUUUAUUUUCUGCAUUCAAAUUAUUAUACAUGGGAUGCAGUGGGGCAUAAGGGUUUGGUAAUAGGCUUUGACUUCAGUGUUGAGAUUUACUGCAGCAAAUAUUUUCAUUAAUUUAACAAAGUUAUUUGCCUUUGUUGGGAAUGCUAGUUAUGUAGCUUGUGAUGAAACUUCAUGGUACCCCAUCCCAUUUGUGAAGCCCUAUAAAGGGCCAGAAAAUAGCUUUGAGUUUGUUGUUAUGCUUGUCUUCCAUUGCUAAACAUAAGGUGCAAGAAAUGUCAUUCUCUGGUCCUCUGAGAAAUGGUCUCCCUCACGUCAUGUUGUUAAAAAGAUGCUCCAUGUGUAUGUUAGCGUGGGUGUGUUUCUAGAAAAUUCUUAAUUGAGAAAACUGGUAUUCAGUGUCUUCAGUGCGAUGCAUGGUGUUUGAUAUUAAUAUUGUGAAUAUUUAAUACUAAAUACAUUAUAUGACCUGAUGUAUAGGGAUCAACAAUUUUUGUCUACCUGUGCUAGGCAUGUCCAACAUUGUAGUCACCAGGAACUGAGUUGGUCCUGCAUAGGGACCAACCAGGAAAGUUUAUGCCUGUUUGGCUCAGUGUUAGAAACUGGGAUAGAAGGGACCUGGGUUGUGGGUGCCAGAACAGAAUGUCUAGUUGCCGGGUGUGUGUGUGUGUCAGUGACACUUUUUAUUUAUUAUUUUGAUAAGCAGGAGCUAAUAUGUAAUUCACAUAAGCGAAACAUUGUUAAUAUGACAUUUGUAGCAGAAAUUGUUAAUACAUGUCUAAAAUGGUGUUUAUAAUAAAAAUAUUGGUACCGUACUUUAGUUUUCAAAACACUCUUUAUUGUUAAACUCCUUAACAUAUUGUCUGUCCUUAACAUAUACUUUGAGGCUUCAAAGCACAUACAGUGGUACCUCUGGAUGCGAACGGGAUCCGUUCCGGAGCCCCGUUCGCAUCCUGAAGAGAACGCUACCCGCGUGUACGCGGGGCGCGAUUCGCCGCUUCUGCGCAUGUGCAUGAUGUCAUUUUGAGUGUCUGCGCAUGCGCAAGCGGCGAAACCCAGAAGUAACACAUUCCGAUACUUCCUGGUCGCCGCGGAGCGCAACCUGAAAACGCUCAACCUGAAGCAACUUUAACCUGAGGUAUGACUGUACAUUUCAAUAAUGCUUGAGUGUCAGCCAGUGAAAAAAAUGGCACCCAGUCUUUUUGAGGUGCUCACAAAUGGAGAAUCUUUAGGUGCAAAAUGUGCAUGGUGCCCUGCUAAUUUCGAACCCUGGUUUGACUGCUGCAAUGUGUGCUGGGUACCUCAGCAACUAAACAACCAAACAACUCCCCAUCCUUCUUCCCAGCAUUUGCAUUUGGAAGGGAGAUGGAAUUGCCAUGUAACUGCUGGGAUGAUGCUGGGAAGGGAGGAAAUCUGGUUGCUUGUCCUGUUUGGCAUAAAGUGGUAGCACAGUUGCCAUGGCAAACAUGGCAAAUAAAAAGUGGUAUUAUUUAUUAGUUUAUGUGUUGUUUUGUACACAUAUCCCACAUAGAGAAUCAUAGCACCAUGGGGAAAUGUUAAUACUUGAUUGCAAAAGGUAUUGGCCACUUGUUUGUUCUGCGAAUCAAAGACUGUUUUUUUUGUUUUGUUUUUAAUUAUAUAUAUAAAUAUAUUUGAUGAGGGAGUCAUGAAUCUACAUUUAUUUAGUGUAGCACCAGUGUUUGAAAUUAGCCAGGUGCAUUUUGCACCUGGCUAUUGGCCACUUGCAACCAAGUGAAGAUGCUUAGGCAUAUUUUUGUUACUGUAACCUUGGUUUCAGGAGCCAUUUGGCGCCUACCUUAUAUAUCUGAGUUUCUAACACUGUAUACUGCCCUUCAUCCAUAGAUCUCAGGGAGGUGGUUCACAACAUAAAAAUACAAUAUUGAAACAUGAAAUACAUAAUAAAAGCAAAAGAACAAAAGAAACCCACAAAGCAAUAAACCCCCUCCCCCUCAUCCCACAAACACAUUUAAAAGGUGUGUAAGAUGUAAAUCAGCCAACAGCCUGUAAAUCAGCCAUCUUGAGCAGCAUCCUUCUAUCUAGAAGGCUUCCAGCCUCUGUAGCUCAGGGUUACUAGGAUGCUGGCGAUUCCAGGCCACAGUCCUUACCUAGCUUGCAAAUAAUAGACCUGUUGCUCUGCCUUGAUUGGUAUGAAUAUUAAUCACUGGGCUUGCAAGGACAGUGUACACUGUAUAGGUUAGGGAGGAUUCUAUUGUGUGAAAAUAGUGAAGGUGUUCAUGGAUAGAAUGAUUUGCAUAGAUAAGAUUGCAGUAACUAUCGGGGUGUUUUUGAUUUGCUCUUUCAGAAUGUUCAUAUUAAAAUAACUGAUUAAAAUGCUGGAGGACUUUUCUAGAGUAACAGUUGUGAAUAAAAAAGAAAUCUUUUCCUAUAUUUUGAUGCAACUGUUCUGAAAACAAGAGAAUAAUUGUUGAAUCUCCUUACAAUUGUGUCUAUGAUGAAGCAUUUGGUGCUGUGGCGUUGCAAGUGAGAAGGAAUUGUGUUUGAACUCAGACAUUUUCCAGACAGCCUCCCACAUGUUGGCUGCAACUUAAAGCAUGAUUGGCAAAGAACAAGCAAAGGAAAAUGGUUGUCUUUCCUACAGCAAAACUUAACAAUUGCUCACCUGCUUGGUUAUUGUUUCAAGAUUAGAACUCUGGUUGUUGACAGAAUCUCAUGGUUGACUUUUAUAAUAACUUGAAUAUGUUGUGCAACUUCAUUGGGUGGGGGAAAAUAAUAAAAACAAGAAAUCAGUGUACUUAAAAGUUGAGUAAAGUUUCAUGUUAGAACAAAUGUAUUAAAUCUUAAUUGCCUUGCAGUCAUUCUUGCUCAUAUGGAAUCUCAUGCUAGUAUUGGCUACAGAGUCUAUUAGGACAUUGGAUGAGACUUGUUUUUGAGUUUGUUCCAUCAGCUGGAAACUACUUGCUCCUCAGUGUACUUAGGUAAUGAAUAACCCUGCUGACCACUGAAGUUCUUCACAAAAUUACCUUCAGUUUUUUGUCUAUAUUCAUUAAAGCACAGACCUAACACAAAUGUUUGCAUUCUGAUGGAUUGAGAGACUGUGGCUGUAGCAUCUACACCAGACACCCCCAAACUCGGCCCUCCAGAUGUUUUGGGACUACAAAACCCAUCAUCCCUAGCUAACAGGACCAGUGGUCAGGCAUGAUGGGAAUUGUAGUCCCAAAACAUCUGGAGAGCUGAGUUUGGGGAUGUCUGGUCUACACUUUUUACUUAGUUUGGGAAGUUCCAAAGGCUUGAUAUGAUUAAAAGAAAUCCCACAGUAUGCUACUUAGUAGAAGUAUCAUGUAAAAACCACAUAUAAUAAACCCUUUGCAUACAUGUUAACUCAGAGGUAAGCCACAUUGAGUUCAAUUGGAUUUGCUCCCAAGUAAGUACAUAGCAUUUCAGACUUGGGCAAGUAUACCAGUUGCAACCGUACAUGGACGGGGGGAGCCUGGCUUCAGUUGACCAUGCUGUGGUAGUCUCUGGAAUAGAGGCUGUAAUGUGCUUAACAUGGGACUGCCUUUAAAGACUGUUUAGAAACCAGUUAGUGCCGUGUGUCUUAAGAUUACUAACUGAGGCUAGACUUUAUGAUCACAUUAUGUCUGUCCUUUUCUGGGCCUAAUUUAAAGUGCUAGUUUUAACCUCUGAAAUACCAUCAUCUGGUGAGAGAACCAAACUUUUUCUGUUUUUUAACAUAGCAGUUGAAAUCAUUUUGCCUUUUGUGUUUUUCCACUUGCACUUUGCAUUUUUCUCCUAUUCAUGAUAGUGUCAUGUAGCAUUCUGAUGGGAACAAUGGUAUUGAUGGAGGAUGGAAUAUAAAUUGUAUGAAUGAAUACCUUUACAAUGCUAUAAUAUGAUUAUUGAUUGAUAUUUUUUUUAACUGUCAGGUGUAUUCCAUCACAUUGUCUGGAAAUGUAAACCUGACUGUGAAGAACUCCAUUUUCUGGAGAUAGCAUUUCAGAGUCAUAGAAGGCGUAUAACAUCUUCAAUUGCAUGUGAUCAAGCUAUUGAACAAAUGUGCCAUAAAGAUGCAGAAUGAAAAUGUGACUUGACUCUAAUAACUAUGGGGUGUCUGUCUUACAACAUCUUCAUUUCUUUAGAAAACCAUGCCAGCAAAAUGAUGCUCUGUACCAUUGCCACAGAAGAACAAAUUGCUUUGCAGGUUAGAAUGAACCACAUGUGUGCUUCUUCCCACCUUAGCCAGGGCUGACAUUUAAGGGAAGACAUAUUUGCUAUCACCUGGUUGACUAGAUGUCCAGCGACUGACAGUGUACCAAAGGCAGUGUGUACUGUAGCCUCAAGCAAAUGACUAAUCAAGCAUUGAAAUGUCCUGCUGUUGGGCAUUUUUGCCAUGAGUUAUAUAAAUAGAGAUGUGUGAGAACCUUUGACAGAAAACAGAGAAUCACAGAAUUCAUAAAGUGAUAUGUGUGAUGAGACUGACUGUAGUAUGAUGAUUUGAGUUAAGAGCAGAGAUGGGCAGUGUUAUCUUGGCUAGACUGAGAGCAGCUAGAAGGGUUGCUGAAGCUGAAACAAUAGACAUGAUCAGUCAUUGGAGGAAAGACUACUGGAUGCCCCAGUGGUAUUUUAAGCCAUCAUUGGGAUCUAUUGGAAGGGCGAGAUAUGAAUUCCUGUAAUAGAUAAUGACAGAAUGCAGUAAAAUGAUCAGAGAGUUUUCAUUGAACUUGAUAACUAACAGAUAUCUAUUUUUAGGAUGCCAUGGUAAUUGCCUUAGAUAAUUAGCUGUCCCUUCAUGUUUUUGUCCAUUCCUAUUUUGUUAGAAAUUAAAACAUCUGUUGAGAAAGUACAGCAUGAUCUGUAAGCCUGUGUUAUGUGCUAUAUUUGUUCACUAGCUUUGUGUACGCUAUUUCUCUAUAAUGUCGCCAGUCAGCUAACAAACACUAUUUCCCCAUGAAAACAGAUGCAGUUGUCAUUAUUUCAAAAUGCAGUUACUGUUAAUCAGGUGCCUAACCUGUGGCUUGCAUUUGCCCCUUCUAAGAAGUUUUUUGUGGCCUUUAAGAUUUUGCCUCCUUCGCUCCCAUUCUAGCUAUAUCAGAUUGCCAGUGUCUGACUUCCACUGAAAAGAACUCUGUCCUGAAGAAGUCAGUUGCAAGAAUAGACAGUAAAAACCACCAAAAUAUUUUUAACUGUACUGACAGGAUGGGCUUAGCACAAAUGCUAGGUUUUGGUGUGUGCAUAUGGUAACCAGAGCUUUGUGAAAACAUAUUGUAAUUGUAUCCUUAAAGUGAAAAGCCACUGGAGAAAGUUUGUGUGUUUGUACUUUCUUCUCCCAGUAAUUCAUUUUAAAACAUAGGCUGGCUUCAUUGUGUAUUUCACCCUAAGCAAUAGGAAUAGUUAUGGAAAAGGGUGGUACGUUAGGCUAACGCUGACUUGUAAGUAGCCACUUACUUGUCUUUGGCUACCCGAUGAGUCCCCAUUCUAGUUCUAAAAAGCUACUGGCUCUUUAAGACUAAAAGUCUGCAUCUUAGGUAGAUCGUGUCUCUCUGGAAAUACCCCUGGGCCCCUUCACAUUGGAGUUCACUACUUCCAGCUACAGCUCAAAGAUUUAAAAAGUCAGCCCCUCUCCCUCUAUGACAGUGGAAUGGGUAAGGGGGAACUCAAAGGCUUGUAGCUGCAUGAGCACCUUCUUGUGUGCUCCAUUGCUAUCCUUUCCCCUUCUACAGAUAGAAAAAAGGGACUGUGCACCACAUGGGAAAAAUACAGUGGUACCUCAGGUUACAUACGCUUCAGGUUACAUACGCUUCAGGUUACAGACUCCGCUAACCCAGAAAUAAUGCUUCAGGUUAAGAACUUUGCUUCAGGGUGAGAACAGAAAUUGUGCUCCGGCAUCGCAGCAGCAGCAGGAGGAGGCCCCAUUAGCUAAAGUGGUGCUUCAGGUUAAGAACAGUUUCAGGUUAAGUACAGGCCUCCGGAACGAAUUAAGUACUUAACCCGAGGUAUCCCAGUGUACUCAGAUGGCUGUUAGCCCAGGAGUAGAGCCUGGUUACCCAAGCACUUGACAAAUGGAUAUGCUCCUGCUGCAUUUUCUGAAACUUUUUGCCUUCUGGCACCACUCCUUCCAUGAGUACAAAAAGUGCAGGAUGAGACAGAGCACUGAGUUGUAUUUGCAUCAUUUGCCUGAUGUGACAGAUAUUUAAGUGAAAUUGAGAUUGUGAUCUAGCUGAUUGAGGGUUGUGGUUGAGGCUGAUGGGUGUGUAGAAGCAGCAACAGGGGUGCCUGAUGUGGCAACUGUCUUGGCUCUGCUCUCUCGUUUUCCUAGCAGGGUGGUGGUUGGAGUCUCAUCUGGACUACAGAAAUGUAGCCAUUGCAGGAGAGCAGGAGAAAGACAGGGAGCUUGAAGACCUAACCAUAGAUCAUGGUGGCUAUAGCAUCUUUCUGAAGGACAUUCUAGCUGUUGGGCUUGAUGUCUGCCUGCCUGCCUGCUUGCAGUUUUUCCUUUGCUGUAGUGGUUGGAUUAUUGUGCCAGGUGAGGUGAGGGAAGGGAUGAGAGUCUUUUGGGGCAUAGUGAACAACAUUUGAGCCUUGCCCCGCAUAGCCCUUGAAGGUAUAAGGACUCUUACAGGUUUCUAGAGUCCUUCUGCCUCCUUCCCAAAGUGCUUUCCCAGCUUUGGGAAGGAGAUGGGAAGACUCCAGGACUCUGCCAGAGCCUCACACCUCCUUCCCAAAGCCCAGCACCUCGCAUAGCUGAUUUUGGGAAGGCAGCAUGAAGGCUGGGGUGUAUAUCAAAUGUUGGCCUUUCCUCUUCCUGUGACAAGGCAGUGUGUGGCCCACAGGUCCCAUGUCGAAGUACUCUUGAGGUCCACUUGAUAUGAAAAGUUGGACUGCCCUGAUUUAAGUAUUUAUAAUAUUUAUUUCCCACUUUUGGCAGCUCACUUGUAACAAAGCCCAAAGCCUUCAUUUAUGCUUGCGCAUUGGAUUUACUGUCCACAGUACUUUCCACAUAUUCCUAGUGUGUAAGUGUGUGUGUAACUGGAUUUUCUUAUAGUUGCUUCUUGCUGUGCAUCUCUCUCCCUUCUUUGUUGUCCUUCUCACUGUCAAAGCAUAGAUGGGCACCUGCUGUUUUGCUGUUAUACUUGUAAAGCACAACACACAUUAAUGAUGCUGGGUAUAUAGAAACAGUUCUAAGGUGAUGUAGUAAAUACUGUAUGGAAAAUCUUCAUCAGGGAUGGGGGGACCUGUGUCUGGUCUCCAGAUAUUAAUUGGGACUCCAACUUCUAUCAGCCCCAGCCUGCAUGGUGAGUGGUCGGGUGAUAGGAGUGGAGUCAAUCAGCAAGGACAAGGCUACAAGUCCACCACUACACUAAUACAGUCAACAACUAUUUUGUGCAGGAGUUCUGUUCCUGGCCCCUGUGUGCGUUGGAGGAGCAUGUAUAAGUGUAUUCAGCUACAUUCAGCCCUUCCCCCUUUCCCCCUGCCAUGCCCCCAUUCCACCCUUUUUGUGAAAUGUUGAGUGAUGUUUUUGGGUUACUACAGCACUGUGCGUGUGUGCGCAAUCAUGUGUCUUUUGGAUGAACGUUAAUUGGUCGUUGCCUGUACAAUAAUUUCCCAUGUCUCAAGUUAACCCAUAGUAAUCAUUUAAGUGAGAAUGUUCUGCUCAAAUGACUUUUAAUGCAAGUACCAAUAGAGGUGGGUUGUGUAUACAGAGACGUGCAUAAGAGUCCUUCAGCUGGAUCCAACCAAAGGGGUCCAAGCCAGCGGGCACUCUUGUUCUCACAGUGGCCAACCAGAAGCCCGUGGGAAACCUGCAAAUGUAUAAUUGUAAUUUAUUUAAUUUUUGCUACAUGGGGCUCCCCCCGCCCCAUGUGGGUUUGUAGGAUUAAUUACUUUGCUAUUCUUAGAAUAUGGCUUUGGGUGCAUGAGCCACAGCAUGACGAAACUUCUGGUUUGUCUGGUUUUAACUUGCUUUGUUUUAUUUUAUUGUUGUUGUGAUUUUGGAAUUUUAUAGCUGCCUUGUGGGAUCAUCCUUGUGGCCAAAAUGUGGGACAAAAAUGUGGGGUGGAGGGGGGGGGUGGAGAGGGAGAAUAGCAAAUGGGAUACUCCAGGACUUCUAUGAAAGAACCAACUUGCCUGGAUAGCCAGGAUAGAGCUGCUAAUGGAUAUCGAAAAUGUAAGACAUUCUGAGACUUGCCUCCUCGUUCAGUUUUGUUUGCUUUGAGAUGAAAAAUUUUGUGGGAUCUUCUCCCCAGUCCCCAAACUAUGCUUUGCAGAAUAUAGCAGAUCUGCAGAGUUUGACAACUGUUACCAAAACCUGGAAACUGUUUUCAUUAAAAAAACCAAAACAAAAUGUUUCAUGAUUUCAGAGAGAUGCUUGGAAACAAAUGAACAAUAUCUGCAAAAUAGUUAAUUUUUAGAGAAGUGGUGGAACUUCUUAACCCCUUUGAUGCUGUUGGUCCACUUAACCUCUCAGGCUGCUAUCACAAUGGGCUGCAAAACCUUUCCCCCUCAAAUUGCCCUUAUUUGCAUAGGAUUUCCCCCCCUCCCCUAGUUUAUUUAUUUGUAAUAGAAAACCACUUGUGACACUCAGUCACAGAUUUCAACAGAUUUGCCGCAGGGCUGCCAGUUACUAUCCCCUGUGUGGUGGUUUGGAUGUUUCGUGCUAGUAAGGGCCAGGAUGAGUACUGAUAGUUCUGUGUGUCCAAGGGGGAAUUUGGAAAUUGAUAUUUACCAAUGUGGCAAACAAGUAAGUAACCACUUGCUCAGUUGGCUGUUUUUCCUCUAGUUGAGUAGGCAUGGAAACAUUUGUAAAUGAGAGAAGUGUUUGUUUUGUUUCCCCCUACAAUUCAGGCCAUCAGUAAAAAUGUUUGUGGGCUAGAAACUUCAGUGAACUUAUUUGUAAGGCUGUAACAUGGUUUAAUUUGUUCUGGAAGCGCUCUCUCGCCCCCCACCUAACUAGCUAACUGGCUAGCUAUUUGACCCUAGCAGCUGCUCUUUCUCUGCCUACCAUUCAUUCUGACAUUGUCCAUUUGCAUUGUGCACUGCUAGAAAGGUCGAGUUGGAAUGUCUGGAAGGACAUAUUUUUCACGUUGGAAAACUUUGGAGCCAUGUAGCUGUGCAGUGUGAGAAGCAGAGUCAUUCUUGGAAUUGUUCUGUAGGUAAAGAUCUGUGGAGCUGUCUGUGACAGGCUAGAGAGCUAACUGCUUGGUUUGUUGUUGUGUAGACAAGAAUGAGGUCAUUGUAAAACAUGGGAGGCUGACACCCAGAGCUGUUGCAGAACAGUGCUUGUUGUGUGCUUCUGGGCAUGCCCUUUGCGGGGGCUGUGUAGCACUCUCCCCCCUUCUGUCAUUAGCAAGUCACCAUCAUCCAGGGGGUCUUCCCUGGGAUAGAGCAGCACAUUGUGAACUUCUCUUUUCACUGUUCAGCUAUUCUUUGCCCAGGCAGCCAUUGGUGACACCUUUUAGGGAGAAACACUUAAUAUUUAGGGUGGGAGUACUAUUUAGGGUGGGAGGAGAGGAAUACAUUAAAACUCUUAUAAGGUCACAGAACAUUUUUUACAAAGUAGCUAACAGAGUUUGUAACACCAGAGGUGGGCAGACAUUAGACUUUAGUCUUCUCUACGCUUAACUAGAAUCCUGUUUCAUGUAGGUAGCUGUUUUGGUCUGACGCAGUCGAAAUAUAUAUAAAAAUAAAAAAAUUGUCUAGUAGCCCUUAGAGACCAACUAAGUUUGUUGGUCUCUAAGGUGCUACUGGACAUUUUUUAUAUAUAUUUAGAAUCCUGUUGUUCACCAAUCUGCGUGUUCAUAUGCAAAGGAAACAUAAAUACUCAUGAUCACUGAACAUACACUAGCUAUGCCUUAAUUGUUAACAGACCCUGAGAUUGCCCUCUCGCUUAAGAAAAGAGUGUUCUUCAAGCACCUGGGGAGCCCCAGCAAAAGCAGAAUCUUCGUAAUGUGACAAAACAUCAAGGUGUAAUAAGUGAGUUAGGCACCCCUGUGAGAAGGUAACUAUUAUAUAGUAAUUUAUUAAAACAUUAGGUGAAACUGAAGCAAUUCCACAGGGAAGGUGUCGUUCCAGCAGGUAAAUCCCAGGUGUGUGUGUGUGUGGAUAAUCCCAUAAAAAAUUACAACUCGGGAGCUGAAUUUUAGUUGCAAAAUUGUUGUAGAUAGUUCCAUAAUUGCAGUCUUGAGCGCCUGCAGCUACCAGAAAUCUAGAUUAAAUUUAAUUUUGAAGAUUAGGGUAAAAACAGUGUAUAAUUCUACAGUGCAAACCUAGCUAGUGGAAAAGCCAGUUUAUAAUAAAAACAUGCAGGUUUAGCUUUCUGUUCAAGCUCAGUGUUUGUUUGAGUUAUUAAGUGCAGCAUGGAAACUUGAGUGUAUGCCUCAGUCCAAGUUAAAAGUUCAACUUUUAGUUCAGGUUUUUUCCCUGUUUUAAAAAACAACCUAGAGUGUAACUUACAAAAAUUUGCAUUGAGGCAUGUUUUAGAGGGAUUUGGAUCAUAGCAUUCCCAGAAAGGGCCUUAACUGCCCACAUUCUCACCUUAAUCCCCAUUAAAUCACCACCCACUGUCCACCUCUGACAAAACUUUACAUUCACAGUGACUGAACUGACUUAAUUGCGUCUUCUGAAUUUCUACUCAUUUCAUUUCCGUAUAUGAGCCCCUCAAUCUUACUACAGUACUAGGUGGGGAAAGCUAGCCAUGGCUAUAUGUUUAUGGUAAGGUAGCAAGAGAGCCAACUGUGCAAGUACAAAGAGACCUCAUUCUUCAUUUGUGUGGAGAGUCCCAGCUGAAGCACUGUGUUAGCUUAAGUGACAAAGUGUCUUGGUAAUAAGCAAGUAAGGCACCUGUGCAAGUUCAGCAACAUGUGGAAGAGGCAGGGUAGUUAAUGCUCCCCCUUAUUGAUCUGCACAAUCAAAAGUUUUUAAAUAAACUAACUCAAUAAAUAAAAACAACAGGUAUGCAGGUAGAAAGCCAGCAGGAAGGGGGGGGGGCUAUGCAGUAUGUUCUAAAGAAUGUUGCAUGUCUGCUGAACAGAAGUUGUUUAACCAAUGGGUUUGUUUUCCUUGUCAUUGCUUAUCAAUCUGUAAUAUACAUUUUUUAUUGUAAACACAGUAAUCCUUACUAUUGUGGCUCUUGCAGGGUGAUUGCAACCAUCCUAUGCUUUCUCUCUUGAGUGUCUGCCUAAGAGAAAUAAACAAGCAAGCGUACUUUGUCAUUCCUUGCUGUGCCUGCUCCUGCAUUCACUUAGGCAACCCAUCAAUUCAUCAACAGCCCAGGUUGCCUCAGUCAUUAUCUCCUGCUAAGCUAGUUCUUUUCCAGCUCACAGAAGGCUGUGUGUUUCCAGGGGCUCAGCCUCUUCCUGAUAACUCCCUUCUGCUGACAGGUGAGGCUUAAUCAGGCUUCUUUCCCAUGUAGUUACAGAGAAAAGAAGGUUAUCAGGUCACCCUGCUGAGAACCCAUGAUGUAAUUUCACCACAGUGGUUUCCAAACAAGUAGCUUAGCACAUACUUCUGAAGCUUGGCAUUAUGUCUACUGUAUAUUUUGAAUCAACGGUAUGUAAUAAACAUGCUGCACUUGCAUUACUGCUGUGUAUGAGAAUUUAUUUUAUUGCUGUUCAUUUCUUUGGAAUUAAUGUGUCACUCUGGCAGCCCUGAUGUUGUUGGCUCAGUCGUCAGAUGUUUGGGUACUUAGAACCGAAACACAUGUGUACACAUGGGCCUUGUAUUGUGCAAGAGAAGCUUAGGCUUAAUGUGGAGCUCCUCUGGUCAAACGGGUUACCUUGCUGUAUUAUGCAUGUGAGAGAACUGAUCCCUAUAACCUAAGUACUAGAUACCUAGAUUUAACAAGCAGGCAGGCAUUCUGUCAGCAGCCUCCUGCCUAGAGUGGAAUGUGUGCUGAUGUGACUUAGAAAUUCCUGUGCUUGGGUCUUGUACCAAGUGAUACGGAGAUGGUAUUGGUGACUGGUAGUCCUUUUUAUGUAGGUGGGAACAAGUAAUCUUAUCCAAAAACCGUUCAGAUUUCCGGUCAUAAAUUGUAACUUGGCAUCGUUCCCUCUUCCCCCAGCUUCAGGUUUGUGGGUUGUAUCCAAAGCUAGUCCUAUUCAGACUUAGACUAAUUGAAAUCUUGCUUGUUAGUUGCAGGAGCUGCUGUUGCUUGUUCUUCUUCCCUUCUGUGCCUGAAGGUGGACCAGAAUAGUUCACAUGGCUAUGUCCUGGCCUCAGGCCACAAGGCUUCUCCUGUAAAUCCUGCCCCCACCUUUUAUUUGAGUUUGCUUCUCUGGAAUUAAAACAAAGUGCCUCUGGGUUAUCUGUCUUUGGUGAUAAUCCAGUCAUGUGAGUGGGUGAACAAUGAGAAAAUGAGUAAAUUCCCGGCUUGUUUAACUUACUGUUGUGUUUAGACAAGUGUUUGGGUUUGUGAUAAUUUAAAAACUGAACAAAUGUUUAUCAGUUUGGUUCUAUAAUAAUAUACUGUACCUCUCUGUCUUCCUUUCCAGGGCUUACUCCCUUGUGGAUUCCAGUCAAGUAUCUACGUUCCUAAUUUCUAUUCUCCUCAUAGUUUAUGGUAGCUUCAGGUACGAUUAUUUUCUUUGGUAUAUAUAACAACCCCGCCCCCAAAAGAAAAGUCAUGAAUUGCUGGCCGUAUGUUGAUGCAAUGUUCCCUAAAGGUAAUCUUGUAGAACCAUAAUAUAUUAGGUAUAUUCUAUGUACCUAAAGGGGGUGGAAAUGGUAGGUGAAGCAACAUUCAGUUUGAUCAUGACUUGCUAAAGCUGUAUUUUAAAGAAAAAAUGAACAUUUUGCCAGUUCUCAUCCUGGAGCAUGGAGGCUUGCUUUAUAGAUACACAUCACUUUCAUUCUGGAAGGUUUAAGAUUGUUUAGGGGGAUGGAGUGACAUGUUUUUUGAAUAAUUUGGUGGACGGAUCCAGAAGGGAAGCAUCCAGAGCUGCCAGGCAAGACUGGGUUGAGUUUUUUUUACAAAAUUACUGAAAGCAUUUUGAAUUUGCUAUUCUUUUUCAAGGCAAUUUCAUGUGAGUGCAGAUGCAUCAUCUCCACCUUUGGUUGUUGGAUGACUGUCAACUGGGGGAGUGGGGGAGAGACUCUUGGGACAAGCGACUCACUCCAUCCUUGAAUGUUCAAUGCUUGCUUUGGACUCGACUAAGCACUUUACUUCAUGGAAUCAUGUUCUUGACUCCACUUCUGACGGUCUAUAGAUUUGAAGGAUACAAAUCUUACAAUUUAAAUAAAGAAAUGAAUAAAUAAUCUGUUUAGACUUCCCUUCUCUUUGCUUUUAGAUAUCUGUUGAUGUUUUUAUUUCAGCAGGCCUUUAACGUUCUGCUGAAUUCAAUGGUUUUUCUCCCCCUUUUGACUUCUGCUUCUAAGCUUGUUCUUACGUUUGCUGCUUUUAAGGUUUUGUUGCAGCUGUUUAUACAUUGCCUUUGUAAUUUUUUCUGCUUACUGUUUCAUGUUUGUAAGCUGUUCUGAAUGUUCUCCAGAAAAGUAGGGGGGGUAUAACUUUUGGGCAGCCUCUUAGUAACACUCAUUAAAUUUUGCGUUAAAUUAUAUCAAAGCUAUGUAUUAAAUUUCAAUAACCACUUCAAAUAUAAAAUAGAAGGUUUACAUGUAUUCUUUUGUCUGUAGGUCCCUUAACAUGGACUUUGAGAAUCAAGACAAAGAAAAGGACAGCAGCAGCUCAUCUGGGCCCUUCAAUGGCAACAGCACAAAUAACAGUAAGAACUUCUUGCUCCAUAAGCUGAGGAUGCAGAACUUGGACUGACCUUGGUCUUGCAGGCUUGUGAUUGAGGCCAUCCUAUCCACUGUUGGAACAGGGCUACCCCUCCUGGGUGUGAACCACAUAACAUGGCUGUCCUGUACAAGCCCUGCCAAAUUGAAGGGUGGAUAAUUGAUUACAAAGUCUUGUAAUAAUUCAUUUUGUUUUGCAUUGUUGACUUGAAGUUCAACAUUGCACUGUGUAUGUGCUGUAGAUGAGUGGUUCUGUCAUUGGUGCCUGUAGUAUAAAGUUUUGUUUGAGACAGGUAAUGCUAAACUGGUCAAAGCUGGGCAAAGCUACCUCCUUUAGUUCUGAGGCACAUUUGUCUUUCUUUACCUGCUGUUCUACUCCAUUAAUCAGUCAUCUGAUGAGUCACAGAUUUUCCCCCUUCACAAGCACACACGUUUUUUCCACUUCAGUACAGUAUACAAUAUUAUAUCUAGUUUUCCAUGCAAGAUACACUGUGUCCUUUUUCUGCUUCUCCAAUUUCCAUUGCCUUUUCUUUAGAGUAGAGACCAAUAAUGCAAUCCUAUGCAACUUUACUCUGCAGCAAGACUCACUGUGGAGCUUAUGCCCGAUUUAAACAUGUCUGGGAGGUACAUGUAAGCGCAUCUGAUGCAGGCAAGACCCAAUCUGUGUAUUUGAUGAACACUGACAGUAUGCUUUGAGGGUGGGUGGGGUGGUCAGCUCCUUGCCCUCCCGGUUAUCUCAGUUUGCUACUUGGUGUUACCGAGAAAGAGAAGGUGAGCAAGUGUGUAGAGGGUGGAUUCUGCGCACAUCCGCGUGCGCUCCCCCCCUCUAUCUCUCUUUGGGUGGCAUGGUGGAGCGUAUUAUUAGGAUCGCAGAAGGAAGGGGGCAGAAUUUUUUCCUUUCCUCUCCUGCCACAAUCCUGACAAAAAUUUCUCCUUUGCAGCUGCAGUUUGCAUUGAGAGGAGAGCUCCCCUUGGCACCCUGAGGCAAUUUUCUCCCAGUGCAAAUAGCAGCUUUGGGACUGCAGCAAGAAAGGAAAUGGUUUAACUCCACUGCCUGUUGCAAUCUCUGAUUAUUAUCAGCUCCCCUCCUCACAAAGCACGGGCACACCAACUGCAAAAGUAUAUAUAACAUCAUGCCUAGUUAGGCCUAAGCUUUGGUUGUAAAGGGGGAGGGGUGAACUUCAGGUAGGAAUGCACCUGAACGUUACAUGUGUGCCAUGUGAUGCCAAAUAACAAAUGUUUCCUUUCCUUUAAAAACUAAUAAAAUAAAAUUCCUGCAGGUAUCCAGACCAUUGAUUCAACACAGGCGUUGUUCCUUCCCAUUGGGGCAUCUGUGUCUCUCUUAGUCAUGUUCUUCUUCUUCGACUCGGUUCAAGUUGUCUUUACAAUAUGUACAGCAGGUAACUGCCUUCUCUUCACUUUCCCCCAUCUUACAUAGGGACUCAUUGUUGCUGGAAAUUGACACAGUUUUGAGGAUAUAUGAAGAAACUGCUUGUAGAAAUACUGGUGGUUUCCUUCUAUUUUUGUAUAUAACAGCUAGAAACUACCUGUCAAUGUAUAUAAAGUCAGGCACAUAGAGGCUGCAGUGUUUUGUCCAUUACUUGCUUUAAUAUUUUUUUUCUCUGUUACAACUUUCUCCACUUUAGCUGAGCAGCAGAUUUUUAAAAACAAGUCUUGUUAAACGUACUUGCAAAAUCACAGGCAUCUUGGAUCCUCUUAGAGGCACUUCCUCCUUUUUCUCACAGGGGCAUAAAUCUUCCAAGAUGGUGCCUUUUGGUGCAUCCUAUAAACAGAGUAUGGUGUGGGGUUUUCUCCAGAACUAUUGUGUUUGUUCAUAAUGCAGGUUUCAUUGGUCAGCUUCCUGCCCUACAAUGGCUUUUGUGAUGAGCAGUGGCUAAAAAUAUUUUAAAUAAAUAAACUGGUAGUCCCAUGCACAUUUGCAUAGAAAUUCCAUUAAGAUUGGUUGAACUUCCUUCACAGGAAAUAGAAAUGGGCAUAUUGAUAAGAGAUGAUUGAUGAUUUAACAACAAUUCAUUCUAAGAAAUGAUUGAAUUCUCUACCACAGGGUUUAGUAAGGGCCACCAGCUUGAAUGGUUUUAAAAAUGGAUUAAACAAAUUCUUGGAGGAUUUACAGUGGUACCUCGGGUUAAGUACUUAAUUCGUUCCAGAGGUCCGUUCUUAACCUGAAACUGUUCUUAACCUGAAGCACCACUUUAUCUAAUGGGGCCUCCUGCAGCUGCCGCGCUGCCGGAGCAUGAUUUCUGUUCUCAUGCUGAAGCAAAGUUCUUAACCCGAGGUACUAAUUCGGGGUUAGUGGAGUCUGUAACCUGAAGCGUAUGUAGCCUGAAGCGUAUGUAACCCGUGAUACCACUGUAUUUAAUAAACUCAAGUUGCUGAUUCAAAUGUCAGUGUCCGUAAUAGACUUUAACUUAUAUUUCUCUUGAUGUGAUCUGUCAAGCUAUCAGAUUUGGUAGGUAGUUACCUGGAGAGGAGCCUUCUCAGUGGUGGUGCCCUCCCAGUAGAAUCCUCUGCCUAGGGAGGCUCACCCCAGUACCUCCUCUAUUAGAGGAUUUUAAGCAGAAACUAGAUGUUAAUUUAGGGGUUUGUAGGAGUGGGGUUUUUUUGCACUUUGGCAAAUGGUUGGACUAGAGCAGGCACGUCCAACAGGUAGAAAAGAUAGACCGUGAUCUACCAGGAGAUCACUGGACUUCUGCGGUAGAUCACUGCCCCCCGCAAAGAAGCUCCAAAAAUCCCUUAAAAAAGCUCAACAACUUUGACCUGAACCCCCCAAAAGUGGGUAGAUCACUGCUAGUUUUUAACUCUGUGAGUAGAUCACAGUCUCUUGGGAGUUGGCCACCCCUGGACUAGAGGAUGUUGAAGCCACUUCCAGCUUAAUGAUUCCAACUCAUUUUUGCACCAGACAAAGAGAGUUUUAUUUUCCCAUGCUUUUUAUCUUGCCUCUUUUAUCUCUGCUGAUUGCUUUUACACUCUUUUGUAUUUGUUUUAUUUCUGCUAUCGUGUUAAUGUUUUUGUCUUUACAUUUGCCUCCUCCUCUGUAAUUUGAAUUAUUUGCAAGUCACCCUGAGAACCUGUUGAGAGGUGCGGUAUAAAUUCAUGAGAAGGUUAAUUAAAAAGAGAACUGCAGAAUUCUCCAAAGCCAAUGGGCACAUUCUUCUGAGAAGUUCUCCUGUAGAAUACCCAUUUAAAUAAAUGCCAUGCAAGGGGCCAGAGCCCUGUUUGUUUCAGUGGGAUUUGCAUGGGAGGACUUCCUGCAGGAUUGUGCUCAAUAUGUGGUGAUGCAUUUAGAUGUUUGCAACAGUUAAAUAUUACCCAUGGAAAUUAGUCUCUGCGUUCCACAUCUUUGGCCCACUGACAAAAAUGUGGCAUUUCAGAAGAGUUUCCUAGCCAGACUUAAAUGUUUUGGGUCAGUCUUUUGACCAAAGCAUUCUGUGUGGGCUCUCCCCACCUUAGGAACAUACUAGUUUCAUGAUUAUAAUUUACUGAUAAAUUGCUUGGACUUCAGAUGUUUUCCAGCAAAAUGCAAAAAGCCCUUCACAGACGUUUUAAUUAAAGUUCAACUUGUGUUUUGGCCACAGAUUUUUUUUUUCUUCACAUCCUUGGCCACAGAUGUUGACAUGUGUUAGUUUUCUGUGCUUGUCUUGGAGUUUUUGCAACAUUGGUCUGUAUUAACGUUUUCUUUCUCUCUCUCUCCAUUUCUCCAGUUCUCGCAACAAUAGCCUUUGCUUUCCUUCUGCUCCCAAUGUGCCAGUAUUUAACACGACCUUGUUCACCUCAAAACAAGUAAGGAAGGUUGUUAUUUUUUUGUUCUGUGCAGUGCAAAGAACCUGUUGUUGAUUCAACAAGAUGGGCCUCUCUGUUGUUGGUAGAGCUUUUGGCUCUGAGAAGAAGUUCAAAUACAGUCCUGCCCCUGCUUUCCACGCCUGUGUUUAUAAUGCACAAAGAGGGUAUUGCAGAGUUCUUCUGCGGUGAGCUCUAAACAGGGCUGACCCACAUUUGAUACCUCCCCACAGUUAAUGUGAGGCACGCUCUCCUGGGAAGUUCUCCUGCACAAAUAGCACUGGAACGAAGAGGAGCUUGCACAACUUUCCUUCAUCUCAAGGCUUUCAUAUUCAGAAGAGCAUCCAAGCAGACUUUGCCUUGGGAGUCACAGCUGCCUAAUUCCCACUCGCCUGCUCAUGGUGGCUUGAGACAGCUGCUUCCCCCAGGUCUUGAGGACAAUGUGUUGCUCCCACCCCUGCAAGGCUCCUGCUUUUGAUCUUAUAGCAGAAGGGGUGGGGGCAAAAGUGUCACACACACUACUUCUCUUUUUACGGCCGCUUCUCAGGAAUCACCACUUCGCCGUGCCAAAACUGAUGUAUAUGGUUAUAGGCAGAAAUAAUGACCUGUUUGGAUUGACGCCAGUAGGGUUGGUUCAUAGUGGUGGUACUUUUGUAGCUUGGGGACAGAAACACAGUUGAAAUUCAUUUUUUUGCAGGGGGAGGGAAGAAUUCUGGUCACAAGCACUGGCUCUAGAGAUCAUAGGGAACGUUUAAAAAAAGUCCAGCUUUUAUGACAGCUUUGGAAUAAUGUCUUCUGAAAGCUGUAUCUUAAAAUGACACCCCCCCAUCCCCAAAUUGGCAUGAAGGGGUAGAACACUUCUGACACCCUCUCAGCAGAAAGCCCAAGAAUAGAGUAGCCAAAAUAACCCUUUCAUCUAAUUUUAGGAUCUUGGCAAAUGAGUCAGGUUUGUGGGGGAGAUCCUUGAGAUCAUGCCUUCAGCACCUUUCCUUUGACAAAAGCCUUGUCACUAGGGCAUUUCUGGUGCUCUUGAACCCAGUCCAAAUAAGAGCCGCAAGAGAUCCCCCCUCCCACCUCCUUCUCGCUACAUACCAGAGAAGAGCCUUCAUUGUUUUUGUGUUUCUGGUGGUGUUUUCCAGGAUUUCUUUUGGCUGCUGUGGGCGUUUUACAGCUGCUGAGCUGCUCUCUUUCUCCCUCUCUGUGAUGCUUGUCCUUAUCUGGGUCCUAACUGGUCACUGGCUCCUCAUGGACGGUAAGUGCUGCUGAAUAUGUGGAUCUGGUUACUUGCUUAUAAUAGUGACAGGUUGAAAAAUUGUUAGUGGAAACUUUUCUUGCAUUCUUUACUCAAAAUGAACUCUAUACUUGCCAUGGAAAUGUGUGUGUGCAUUGUGUAAGGCAGUUUUUUCCAAGUAGUGUGGCAAGAGAGAUUAAUAAACUGAAGGUCCCUUUGAACACAAAGUCCCCAUCCAGAGAGUAUGCUGUUGUUGUGCCUCUGCCUGAUUCACUGCUUUUUCAUUUGACUGCAUGGGAUGUGAUGAAUCCUAAAAUCUUGGAAGGCACCCAAAGGUCAUCUAAUCCAACCUCCUUCAGUGCAGGAAUCUCUGCUGAAACAUCCAUAUAGAAUAAGAGAAUCUUACGAGUAAUCAUAGAAUCUUGAUCAUUCAAUUGCUCUUGAUGCAGGCAGGCAGCAGAAUGGUCCACCCUUAGAGGAGACUGCCUGUUGUAUGUCAGCAGCAGAAACUGUUCAGGGUUGGAAAGAAGCAGGCAGAAACAUGGAGAUCUGUACUAUGACAUAAUUUUAGUGACUUUCAUAUAAAGCAAAUAUAUAAGGAGGAGUGAAGUUCUUCCACUUUUAAUUUAGAAAAAAGGGGGUGUCCAAGCUAUCAGAAGCUCAGAAAAAGCUCACACAAUUACUGUGAGCCAAAGAAAAGUGCUCUUUUCUGUCCAAAGUGGGGUGUGGGUUUAGAAUUAGUCAAUCUAACACUUGUCAUUAUGUAAUAGACUGCAGAGAAGGAGAAGUGCAGAACUUCCAGGUUCUUAGGAGUGGCAACAGCUUCACUGGUGCACUCAUGGAGGAGUAGACAGUUGUGCAGACUAGUGACUGAUUUUCAGAGACAGAACACAUUCACACACAUAAUGAGUCAUGGCUCAAAUACAACAACAAGCUUAGCAAAGUGAAACAUUUUUGAAGUGCUGGUGUCUUCAGUACUUUUACAUGUAGUACCUGACGCAGAAAGGGUGCAGCCUCCAUCACUUGUCACACAGGCCUCAGCCUCUUUUCCAAGGGGCGGAACGGCAAACAGACAAGAAAGUUCUCUCUCUGCAGAAACUUUAGUUCAAGUCUAUGCUAAUGUUAGCUCAAGCCUGUCUGUUGUGGGGGAGGAUUUCAGUUUUACAAGUAGCUUGGGGAGAGUGUUCUUCUUAUUGUUCUGAAAAUUAAUUAUUAAAGUCACACAUGUUUCUCUUCAGGCAGCCCUUCUCAUGGUUGUGAUCAAACCAUUAACAUUACCAUUUGGUUGAUUGCCUUUCCCACAUGUGGAUAAUUAUUCCAGAUGAGUCUUACCUUUCCCAACCUGUAUAAAGAAUUGGCAAAGGCACUUUUGCAUUGAUGUCUCUUGUCUUGAACAGUGUAUCUCAUGUCAAAAUUACCAAAAUAUUAUUGCCUAUAUGGAGCAUGUCAGUAAAUUUUGGCUAAUGAAUCAUGGAGUGUUGUGUACAUUCUGUGCAGAUUUACUGAAUGCUUUUCGUCCUCUACUCUCUUUGCUUUUAAUCGUUCUUAAUCUCUAACAUUUGAAAAUGUUACAUUGUGUUAAUAUUACUGACAUAGUUGGCUUACACAGAUACUGAAAGAGCAAGUUUCUAGGCCUUAAGAUUCAGAGAGAUAAACCAUUCCCUUGCGUUCACCCAUUUUGUUCCCUGCCCAAAGCAAUUUAGGAUUUUUGAGAGGUUGAUCUAGAGAAGCAUGUUAAACUAUGAAAGCAGAUUAAUUGCUUGGAUAUACAAAUUUACACAACAUAUUCAGAGGACGAAACAGGAUGUCUGCCUUGCAGAAAUUAGAUUUUUUUUUUUUUUGGCCAAAUACACAUAACCCUAUAUGUCCGUAGUCUACACUGGCAACUUUCCUCCAUUUUCAAGCUGCCACUUCAUUUCCAAGAAGUAUCCCUACUCUGGUGUGUCUGGGUACAGUAGAUGUUUUGUCUGUAGUCUUAGGCUUAUUUACCAGCAACUGUCACCUUGCAUAGUGAUCCAACUGUUUUGUUGCAUUUCUGUUUUGUAGCUCUGGCCAUGGGCCUGUGCGUUGCAAUGAUCGCCUUUGUCCGAUUGCCCAGCCUCAAGGUUUCCUGUCUGCUGCUCUCGGGGCUAUUAAUUUAUGAUGUCUUCUGGGUGAGUUUCUUCUAGUUUCUUACGUAUCCCUAUAACCAGACAAAGAGUUCUUCUGACCUUGGAGGCAGGCUUGCAGGACCCAUCACCUUGGACAUCUUGAAAUACUGUCACUGGGUACCAGGGGGCAUCUAUAGGCACACCCCAUUUUGUUGCUGCAUCUUUCAGUCAUAACUUUCUAAAAGGCUUUCCCCUUCACUUAUAUUGUAUUUUUUCCAUAUCACUCCCUGGGACCUUCCCCAACUCAAUUUUAUCUUUUUCAUAAACUUCUUUGAGAUUUGUUUGUUUACAAUCUAGCAGCCUAUAAGUUUAAUUAAUUAACAAAUUCAACUUUGUGUAGGAAAUAGGUGAUGAAGAUCCCCCCACUGUCCGGAAGGGGCUGAUUACAGACUUUGGCACACCUUAGAGGAUACCACCUUGGUCUCACCCAGCAGCCACCCCCAGGCAGUCAGAGAAAUUUGCCUCUUUAGAAAAUUUAUAUGUGGCUUUUCAAUUAAAAAAUGCAACAUGGCAACCAUAUAGCUCCACUUUUUUAUUUUCACGUUUCAUUGCAUCUUGAAGGCCACAUUGGUCAGAUGGUAUCAACACCUCUUUUUUUCCUGAACACUCUUGUGGAGGAAGCUGUUGGAGCUUCUGGGAGAACUGGUGUGAAAACUUCUCACCCUGUCCUCUUGUUGAUUACGUCUUUGUGAGGCUUGCAGUGGCCGCAGUGCCCCCCACCCAAUCGUCCUGGCAAUGUGUUAUUGACCACCAGGUCUAGAUGGUACAAUAUACACUAAAGGAACAUCUUUUGAAGAUGUUUUACAGGUUGUAUAUAACUCCCAGCAAAAUAUCCAAAGUGUAUAAAACGAGAUCUUAUACGUGCUGGAGGUGUAAACAGGCAGAAGGGACACUGUUUCAUCUGUGGUGGGGUUGCAAAAAAAUUAAGAAUUUUUGGGAUAUUAUAUAUGAGGAAUUUUUUAAAAAAAUGUUUAAGCAAACUUUCAUAAAGAAACCAGAAGCCUUACUCUUAGGCAUUUUAGAUUCAGAUAUUCCAAAUGAAAAAAUAUAAUAUUCUUAUAUGCUACAGCAGCAGUAAGAAUAUUAAUUGCCAGAAAUUGGAAAGGAGAAUUAGUACCAACAAAAGAGGAAUGGCAGGAUAAAUUAUUUCAAUAUCUCAAACUGGCAAAAAUGGCAGAAACCAUUAGGAGACAGCCAAACCAAAAGUUCAAAAAGGAGUGAGAAAUUUAUAAAGAAUAUUUUAAAAAACAGUGCCCUCAAGUUAAAACCUGGACAUGCUUUGAUUAAUUUUCGCAAACCACAAUAUGGAUUAUAAGUAUAGUAUUCAGGUAACAAGAAGUGACAAAAUGAUUAAAGAAGCCGUUUUAGUAAACAGAUAAGAGAGACCUGCUUUGAGGAAGACAGAAGUCUAUUGGGGAAGGUAAGGAAUUGGGAAUUAAGAACAUGGUAGCAUAAGUUCUUUUGUAAGAACUUAUGGAUUUAUGGAUGGAUGGAUUUUUUUUAUUAUUUUAUCAUUUUUGUUAAUUUCUUGUGUGUGUUUAUUAAGUAAGAAAACUAAUAAAAAGCAUAUUAAAAAUAAAUAAAUGGCACAAUUGGUUGGUGCCCCCAAAGGGCAGGGGUUGUUUCUCACCUGUGUGGGUGGUAUCAACAGGUCCCUUUUGAGCCAGCAAACAUGAGUGUCCUUGUGGGUGUGUCCACUGCUGCCAUCUUGCAUCUCCUAUAGAUGCAGGUGGGCUUCUGUCUCUUAAGGAACAUAAGGCUAUCAUGUAUAUCAGCCCCUCUUGAGACCAAGCAAAAGGGUUAGUGCCAUGUCACUAGGAACUAGCAAAUCUGCAAAUCCUGUAUCGUUUCAUCUACUUGCUUCACUUACUGGUUUCCUGGCUCACAGGUUCUCUUGAUCCUAGGCUGGAUAAUGAGAGAGAUGCAUAGCUUUUGAGGUGAUCAAAAACAGCUUUUGUGUUUCCCCUGCCCCCCCCCCCCAGGUCUUCUUUUCCGCCUACAUCUUCAAUAGCAAUGUUAUGGUGAAAGUGGCCACACAACCAGCUGAUAAUCCGCUUGAUGUUUUAUCACGGAAGCUCCACCUUGGACCAAAUGUAGGUCGAGAUGUCCCCCGCUUGUCACUGCCUGGCAAACUUGUAUUUCCAAGGUAGGAGUCACCUUUUUGCCUCACAUCCUUUACUGAGGCUUCUUUACAUUUUGCUCUUGGGAAAUUGUUUUGUGGUAGAUAUGCUGUUUUAAGAAGAACCCAAGAAGCUUUGGGGCCACAAUUAGGAAAGUGGUUUCCUUUUUGCUUGCACCCUAACCCGAGAGUCUGUGUGCUGAUGGUUGGUCAGAGAAGAAAGGUUAACCUAGCUCCUUGUUUUCCAGUUCCACAGGCAGCCACUUCUCCAUGCUGGGAAUUGGAGACAUUGUGAUGCCUGGCCUCCUUCUCUGCUUUGUCCUGCGUUAUGAUAACUACAAGAAGCAAGCCAACAGCGAUUCCUGUGGUGCUCCAGGACCAGGGAACAUCUCUGGACGCAUGCAGAAAGUCUCCUAUUUUCACUGCACACUCAUUGGAUACUUCGUAGGUAAGGGGGAGGGAUCUGUGCAGAAGUUGAUGCGGUGAGUGCAGUCUGGAUGAAUCUCCCCCCCCCCUUUAAAGUUUGAUGUAUCUUGCAAUUGUGUGCAAGAUGCUUUUAACUGUAAUGUUUUUCCUAAAGGUUAGAAGGUGCUCACGCAGACAUCUUGGUUUGGAGCACGUUGGUUUUAUUUGCCAGAAGCGAGUAGACAAAGUUGCUGUUUGUAAACCUGAACUGAAGAGUGAUAGAAGAGGAAGCUUUAAAAGUGUGCUGUAGGAUACGUUUCUGGGAUUGAGAGACAGAGCAACGGUUGCACUUUGGGGUGUGCUAAAGUUGUCUUUCCAAAGAGUGAAUGGAAUUCAGUCACUUGACAUCAGGCUGAUAUUGGAAGAACAAGAGGACAGAAGUCUUCCAUUGGCAGUGACUGUUAAAGAAUUGGAAUGGUUAAAUUGCAAGACUUAAAAUUUCAUUGGGAGCUAUUUUGUAAACACGUGAGCUCCAUUUAUAGGCUUCUGGAACAGGAAUUAAAGCAAACUUGUUUUUAUUUUGAGAAGUUGUCUUUGUUACAAGCAGGAUUUUGAUGUUUUUAAAAAAACUUUCCAACAAAGGGUAUCUUAAAUCUAGAUAUUGAAAGCAAAAUACCGAGAAUAGCCAUGCAUGUUUGAUGUGUUGACUGCUUGCAAAGUAUGUGUACAAAACAUGUGUGUUUAGGGGAUUUGCAAAGAGGAAAUUGGUUUUGGAGUGCAGAGGGCAAUUAAAGCAAGGAGUAAAAGAGCUCAGGGGCAAACUUGCCUUCUGUCUCUUUGCCUUUGCCUUCUGUCUCUCUGCCACAGAGAUCAUUUCUGUGCUUUGAAGUUUUUCCUCACUACCAUGAGAUUAGAAGCCAUUUGCUCUGGAAAGUUAAAGCAGAGGCUUAUUAUUUAAAAGCUGUUAACAGAACUUUAGUUCAGGAAGCCGUUCACUUGACCUUGGUGCAGUUUGCAUUGUGGAAUCAUCCUGCCAUGAUACACAGUGUCUCUCUCUCUCUCAAGAGAAAACAAGACAGCAAAUAUAUCAUCUAAGAGAGAAAGGCGCCCAUUUGGGUGCUGUCAUGUCAUCUUGUCUUUCCUUAUAUUGCAGGCCUCUUAACUGCGACGGUCGCUUCUCGCAUCCACCGGGCAGCUCAGCCCGCCCUCCUCUACUUGGUACCCUUCACCUUAUUGCCACUCCUCACUAUGGCCUAUUUAAAGGUGAGAGGAGUGUUGGGAGUCACGUCUGUGGGAAUCUCCUUGGGCACAUCAGUGAUGUACUGUCUAACCCCCUCCCCUCCCCAGCAUCUGCUGUGCUAUUGCAAGGCCCAUCCUUUUGAAUUGCUGUGCACAGCCACUGAAAGCAGCAAAAAGAAGAAGUUAUUUUUGUUAGGGUAUAUGCAUCCUACAACAUACUACCACUAUAUACAGUAUAUACUGUACAGUAUACACUAUAUACCUCCCCACUUACAUGUGCUUGACUUGGGCGCAUCCUCAUAUAGGGCAACUCCACGAAAUAAAUAAAUCAGUUCAAAUCUGGAAAUGGUGGGAGAGAGCUGGAAAUUCCUUGUGACUCUCAAGGAGACCCUCCCCAGAGCCUGAAGAGGUUUUAAAGGCAGAAAAAAACCUGUGGGCUCCAAAAUAGUGCACGGGAGCCCUCCCUGCUGCCAGCCUAGGCCGCUCAACAGCUGUUGGGCGGGAAGCUGUAAUGCGGCAGGCUCAGUCCUGUUCCCUGUCCGUUCUGGCGAUCUGGAGGCAAAGAUACAGUAUAGGUUGCUUUUUGUUAUGUAGGGUUCCAAAGAGCUCUGAACUUGUUUGUUGUAAAAGAAGAAGAAAUCACCCUGGUUCCUCGCCCUGACAAGGUUCCCCACUUACCUUUCGCUUAUGCGCAUGGGGGUCUGGAACGUAAUCCCUGCGUAAGUGGGGAGUUGCCUGUACAACAUCAAGAACAACAACAACUCCUCUAAACAAAUACAAUAAAAUAAAUACCUGAAAGUCAGCAUAAAAGCCCACUUAGUAGGUAUUAAGGUUCACAGUUGGUAAUGAAAUGAUGUCAAGAUGGGUGCUAGGGGAGCAUUCCCUGAGUUGGGUGAUGCCACUACCUGUCGCUGCCUGUCCUACCUCCAGCUGGUGCAUCCAAAGAGGUCUCUGCUGUAUCAGCCUGAGCUGCCAGAGGGCACUUGAUACCAUGGAAGCACUGCAGGCCUGGCCCUUCCUUGUGGGCUGGGGCUGAUGGGAGUUGUAGCCCCAAACAUCCGGAGGGCGCCAUGUUGGAUCCCCCUGGCGUAAACGUUACAGAGCAAAAUAGUCAUCGUCCAGCUUCGCUUUCUGAAUUCUGCCAUCCUUGAGCCCCUUGCCCCAAAAGGGAGCCUUAGCAGCCUGUUAUAAUCUGGGUGCAGGAGCAGCCCCUUUGAACUCUGUGAGUCUGUGCACACUCAGUUGCUCACUCUUCUGUCCCUUUCCUUAGGGAGAUCUGCGUCGCAUGUGGUCUGAACCAUUCCACUCCAAGACCAGCAGCUCACGUUUCCUGGAGGUAUGAUGGAACGGAUGGAAAGUGACCGGAACUUCUGCCUGGUCCUUUUUUUGUGGCUCACAGCUUGGUUGUCCGUCCCUGUGGCUGGGCUGGUACUCAGGAGAGAAUUACCAGUUUGUGGAACUUGUACAAAUGGACUUGCUUUCUGGGAAAAGGAGGAAAGAGCAAAGGCGUUUUGGUGGUGGUGGUCGAGGGAGUGGGGGCUUCUCCCCUCCCUUCUUGGAACUGGAGACAGCUUGCCAUGGCAGCCGCCUCCCUCUUCUUCCUUCCCCUUCCCCUCCUCCUCCUCCUUAUGGAUUAGUGCUAGGCCAUCCAGUGUUCCUCAGGGGAGAAGAAGGAGGAGGAGGCAGACUGACAGACACUUUCUGGUGAAAACGGCAUAGAGUCAUUGAGGAACUUGUGAACACUAAGAGGAGACAAAUGGUCACUGCGCUUGGAGUUUCUUGGGAAACCCUACAAGUACUUUGGGACCAGUUUUCUGUUGGACUCCGGUUUCAGAGAGAACUGAGACAGAGGUUUUUCUGUCGCUAUAAUCUUUUUUUCCCCCCAUUCAAAUUUAUUAAAUAUGUUCUGUGGUGUGAGGUGACUUAUUAAAUCCACAGACAUUUGAGUGACUUCUUGCAGUACACGAUAUAAAGACUUUGUUGUAAACAAGUUACAUUUCCACCCAGAUGUCAUGUUGCAGUGAACAAGGGCACGACUUUUAUACACACACAAAUGCAUACACAGAAACACACACACACACAUGCAAUGGGAAAACCUGCUAGGAUCAUGCUUUGUAGCUGACAGGGGCUUGCUGUAAUUUUUAGCAUGUAGAGCAGUUUACUCUGGGCUUUCUUGUAUAUGGAUCUGCAAAUAUGCUGCUGUCUUUCCCAUUUCCCUCCAUGAGUGAAGCUUCAGUUAAAAAAAACAACCAGUGUAGUAUUUUGUACUUAGUGUGCUCCUGGAUUUUAGGGGAUUCUUUGAUUUUUUCAAUCAAUGUAGCAGACUUAGGGGAGGGAGAAAGCUGAAGCCCUUGACCCCCCCCCCCCCGGCCGAACCCCUAUUUUUGUUUGUGGGUUUGUUUUUUACAACUUAAUCCAUUACAGGUUUUUAGUAGCUCCCCUCUUGACCCUGUGCAUGUAUUAUAGCAGCUGUUGUCUCUGUGCGUUCUGAUCAUAGUAAUGUAUGACUUGUAAAUACAUUUUUUCUAUUUUCUAUUUUUUGUAUUUAUUUUUUUUUGCAUUGUUUGAUUAGUGUGCUGUAUUUCCCCCCAUUCCCUUACGUUUAAAAAAAAAGGGAGAGAGAAAGAGAAAGAGAGAAUCCUGUCCUCUGCUGUUGUGAUUGGUCAAAGUUUGUGAUGACUGCUUUGUACCUGGGAGUCUCUUAAAACGUGGACUUUUCUAAACAAAUUGUCCUGGCUAUGUUAUUUUUAACUGUUUCAAAGGUUCCUAAGAUGAACUUAUCUUUCCUGUCAAAAAUGAAAGUUUCCUUUCUGCCCACUGGUUUAAAAGACCUGCCCCUGUAAUGGGGUGUGUGUUAGCUUAGCCCAGAUUCUGGGAAUUCCUGGCAUUAGGUGGUGGUUUUAAGACCUUUCUUGUCCUAGACCAGAUUAGGGAAUCAUUUUACUGAAUAUUUUCUCCCCUUCCCCCCUUUUCUUGCUGCUUCCUCAAUUCUUUCUGGGGAGGGCUGUGUCUUCAUGUCCUGUGAGAGCUUUCCAGGAGCAUCUGGCUUGACUACCUUGGGAAACAGGAUACUGGGUGCACUUCUGGCCUGAUCCAGCAGGGCUGGUCUUAUGCUUUAUGAAUUAGAAGCUGCCUUGAGGGAGGAAACAGGACCAGAAGAUAAUAAAUAAAUAUGGAAACCUCAUAUUUUUAUUUGUUUAUUUACCACAUUUAUAUCUUACCGUUUCUUAUAUCGUGGAACUCAGGGCAGCAAAUGUGGGAUCCUGAGGUGGUCUUCUCCUUGCUCCACCCAUGCAUUGACUGAGACCUGAGUUCUCUUCAUUUGCCCUCAUACCAUGCUGAGGACAAGCAAAAUCUUGGAAGAAAAUACUUAAAUGAAAUGCUAUUUCACCCCCAUCUACCGCUGCCUUUUUUUUACGUGUCAAAGGGAGUAGUAUGAGCUGAAAAGUUGGGAUUGGUUGGGUCGUUCCUAAAUGAUUUAGGGAACAGCUGCAUACAAUUCUUGCAUACGACUCCACACAGAAUUAACUAAACCCUGCUUUAUCCUAAAGUUCUUUUGCCAAGAACAGUUCUUGACCAUCCUUGUGGACACUAGGAUUAUUUUUUUUUUUUAAGAUGCAUUGUUUCAGGAGACAUGCUGAGGAACCUCAUUUGAACAGAUCAGUGUAAAGUUCUUUUGCAAAGCCACGAAUAUUGAAAAUAAUGUUCAUGUUGGUUUGUUCAGCCGGCAGAGCAGGAGACUUGGCUUGCAAAAAAGGAGGGCUGUGUUCAAAAGUUUCAUUUGUGGGGACUGGCAUUUGUGGGGACUUAUAUGCCACAAUACUGAAGACUCAUUCUGUUUGGUCACCUGCAGAGGUAAGAUUUUUAUUAAAGGAACAGAACAUCACA